AUGAGCUAUCGAGAUGUCAUUCUAGACCAACUCGUUGCACGCAAUUCUCGAGAACAUGUCUUCCAUGAGAUGGUGGUGGCAAAUCAAAAGUUGUUGAAUCGACUCAUUGACCUUCAAAAGAACAACACUCGACUUGAAGCAAAAGUAAAGAAGGUGCAAGUGCAAAAUGAUACGUUAUCGAGAGCAGCAGAGUAUGCUCAGGUACAAGGUUCACCCGAGUCUCAACAAAAGAUGGCAGAGUUGGAGCGCCGGAUACAUGAACUCAACAAUGAACGUGCCGAGCUUUACAAGACACAAGGAUCCAAUGCGCAACGACUGGUGGAGAUGAAUGAUAAGCUACGUAUAGCUGAAGAAAAAGAGAAGCAGAAUACGACCGAAAUCAAGCGAUUGACGUCCACCGCAAAGCAACUUAGUGCAAAAUGUGAGCUUCAAAUUGAACAGCUGCGUGAAAAGGAUGUAACGAUACAGAUCAUCCAUGAUGAAUUACAAGCUCUUCAGCUCGAGAUCAAGACGACGGAUGAAAGGAACACCAAGCUCAAAAGCGAGAACGCUCAAUUGCUUCAACGAUGGUUGGACAAGAUGAAUCAAGAGGCUGAAAAGAUGAAUGAGGCAACCGAGUUUUAUGAGACAUUUUUGGAACAAGCACGCAAUGCUGGCAAGACGGUCCGUAAAAGCGGUGGCAAAUGGAUUAUGCAGCCAUCAACAUCAUCCAGCAAUGCACCAUCAGCUACAGUGGUCCUACCCACCAAAGCCUUCAAGAAAUUGAAAACCGAUGAUGCCGAGGUGUAUUGUGUUCGGGCUUCCACUACAGGCGACAUGUUUGCUGCUGGAGGGGCUGGCAAGAAAAUUAGGAUAUUUGAUGGCAAAACGGGGAAUCAUAUCGUGUCACUUAGUGGAUCUUUAGGUGCCGUCACCUCGAUCGCAUUCAGUGCUACGGACGAGCUUGUUUUAGGAGCAUCCACCGAUCGCUCAACACGUAUAUGGGAUUUGAAGACCAGCAGGUCUCGACUCACGUUAACGGGUCAUGUGGGGGAUGUCUCAAGUGCUGAAUUCACCGCCGAUACCAAACGUGUGGUGACAGGGAGCUACGAUCGCACAGUCAAGCUUUGGGAUUUGCAACGAGGAUAUUGUGCACGAACCAUCUUUAACUUUUCAAGCUGCAAUGAUCUUGCUCUUGUCGACGCUGAAGGGCAAACGGUGGUAACUGGCAAUUUGGAUUCCAAGCUACGUGUGUGGGACACAAGGUCAGGAUCAUGUAUCAAGGAAUUGGGUGACAUUCACAAGGGACAAAUUACAUCAGUCUCCGUAUCACCAGAUGGGUCCUCGCUAUUGACCAAUUCUCGAGAUGAUACCUUGAAGAUCUUAGAUUUGCGCAUGUAUAACGUUGUUGCCACCUUCAAGGCAUCUACGUUUCAUAAUGGUGUCAAUUGGUCUCGUUCUUGCUAUAGUCCUGAUGGUUGUUACGUGGCAGCUGGAUCUGAAAAUGGUAUUUUACAUGUGUGGAAUACAAAGACUCAAGCAUUGGAGAAGGCUAUUCAGGAACACAGUGGAAUUAUUUGUGGUGUGUCAUGGAAUCCAUCAGGAGAAUGCUUGUAUACGGCCGACAAGAAAAAGACCAUAUGUAUGUGGGACACAGCUCUCCAUUAG
Molecule: messenger RNA, 1647 nt
Organism: Lichtheimia ornata
Lineage: Eukaryota; Fungi; Mucoromycota; Mucoromycetes; Mucorales; Lichtheimiaceae
Exons: 17
Coding region: 1-1647 (548 amino acids)
Biological process (GO): autophagosome assembly
Cellular component (GO): autophagosome membrane
Molecular function (GO): protein binding
Source: RefSeq, a predicted model, not a curated record